Messenger RNA from Brassica napus (rape), 1648 nucleotides. RefSeq names its product putative cullin-like protein 4. Gene Ontology annotation, biological process: protein ubiquitination; ubiquitin-dependent protein catabolic process. Lineage: Eukaryota; Viridiplantae; Streptophyta; Magnoliopsida; Brassicales; Brassicaceae. Gene Ontology annotation, cellular component: cullin-RING ubiquitin ligase complex. Gene Ontology annotation, molecular function: ubiquitin protein ligase binding. The record is from RefSeq and is a predicted model, not a curated record. The transcript is spliced from 5 exons. Bases 516 to 1139 code for a protein of 207 amino acids.
UUGGCGGCAACCGUAAAAGGCACGACCGACUCUCUCCUUCAAUUGGUGAAAUUGCUGUCUGUUAUCUUUUCUUUUUGCCUACUCUUCCUAUUCCUCCGAUCGGUAAUCAAGAGACGGCCAAUGAAACGCUCAAUCAGCGAGGGCGAUUUGUCCUCCUCGUCGAAGAAGUCGAAGCACCGUGAAUCUGAAGAUCUCGAGUCCGAUUUGGCUCCACCGCCCAUCAGAUGCUCAAUCAGCGAUGGGAGGAGACGGACACAGACCAUGACGCUGAAUAUCCAAUCGAUGUUGUUAAUUUGGAAUCGGCUAUGGUGAAUCCUCCUCCGAAUAUCUCCCCUGCUGUGCGAGUUUUCAAGCUCAACCUCGUCAUUAAUAAACCUGACCCCAAAGUUUACUUGGACGAGGCUUGGAAGUUUCUAAAGCCCAGCGCUCACAUGAAGAGGACACUGACCAUUUCAGCUUCGCUAAGAUUUCGAGAAUAAAGUAGGAGAAGCCCUUUUCAAACUGAUUGUAGAGGAAUGUGGGGCAUAUAUAUUUCCACAACCCUGGAGUCUUUGGCAGUGCAUUGCAAUGAUGAUGAUGAUGAUGAUCCCUCUCUUCUCUUGCUUCCCUUGGAGAAAUUUUGCCUGGAGUACGGUGAGAAAUUUAAGCUCAUCUGUAGCAUUGGUGGGGUUCAAGGUCGGAUAAAAUUUCUUGAAAGAAAAGUGUGGGAUUUGGGUUUUGAGCUUUUACCCACAAAGCUCUUCUUGGCCUCUCAAGUUCGUGACAAGGUUCGAACCAGCGUUCUACUUCUCAUUACGGAUCAGAGACUAGGCAAGUCUGUUAACCUGAGUCUGCUAAAGAAUCUUAUGCUUAUGCUUAAUGGGUCGGUUUCCCGCGAAUUGCGCUUCUUGGAGAAGCCUUUUCUUGACUCCACUGCUGAGUUUUACGCCGCAGAAGCAAAACAAGUCCUGGAACAGUCUUCUGACCUUCCCCACUACUUGAAACAUAUCGAUCAAAGGGUUGGUGAGGAGAAGAAAAAAUGCAAAAGCCUCCUCCCCCUUUUCUCUCGACUCCAGGAUGAGCUGCUCCAAGUUUUGUCAACAGGGAACUCCUGGGGGUUCAUGCUUGUGCCAUUCUUGAAAAGGGUUUUGAGAAGCUAAUGGAUGAGAGACCCUGGGAGGCCCUUCGUAUGAUGUAUGAUCUGUUCUGCCAGGCGGAUUUAGUGUGUCAUAUCAACAAUGCACUGAGCUCCUACAUUUGUCAAACUGGAGAGAAGAUUUUAAAGGAAGAAGGCUCAUCAUUGACUGAGUUCAAGGCUCACGUUGAUAAGAUAUGUUUUACUUACUUUUCCGAAGAUCCUUUGUUGGAGAAGACUGCCCAAAAGUGUUUUGAAGGUCUUGGAAUGUCUGUCGUUCCCACCGAGGAGAUGUUAGAAUUAGGAAGCUCAGGGCCUUUUCCGACAAGUCAUUGGUGUUUUUAACAAGGCUAGGGUGUCUUUAUUAUGUCUCACUUCCUACUAGUCGCGUUAAGUUACGUCGGUUGGUACAAAUGAUCUAAUGCUAGGUCUGGGUUGAGUUGAAAUGUAGGUCUAGCGAUAUAUCAAAACAAUCUUGCGAAGAAUGGUAGGAAUGGUACGAACCAAAUCGAAUAAUGUAUUGUAUGUGAGCUA